This is a messenger RNA of Elephantulus edwardii (Cape elephant shrew), 685 nucleotides long. It is a transcript of the gene FKBP3, whose product is annotated as FK506 binding protein 3, 25kDa. NCBI's taxonomy places the organism in Eukaryota, Metazoa, Chordata, Mammalia, Macroscelidea, Macroscelididae. Bases 11 to 685 code for a protein of 224 amino acids. The record is from RefSeq and is a predicted model, not a curated record. The transcript is spliced from 7 exons. Gene Ontology annotation, molecular function: peptidyl-prolyl cis-trans isomerase activity.
GCGGGGGAAGAUGGCGGCGAAUGUCCCACAGCGGGCCUGGACCGUGGAGCAGCUUCGCAGUGAGCAACUGCCCAAGAAGGACAUUAUCAAGUUUCUCCAGGAUCACGGUUCAGAUUCGUUUCUUGCAGAACAUAAGCUAUUAGGAAACAUUAAAAAUGUGGCCAAGACAGCUAACAAGGACCAUUUAGUUACAGCCUAUAACCAUCUAUUUGAAACUAAGCGUUUCAAAGGUACUGAAAGUAUAAACAAGGUGUCGGAACAGGUGAAAAAUGUGAAAGUUAAUGACGACAAACCCAAAGAAAUCAAGUCUGAAGAAACCCUGGAAGAGGGCCCACCAAAAUAUACAAAAUCUGUUCUUAAAAAGGGAGAUAAAACCAACUUUCCUAAAAAAGGAGAUGUUGUUCAUUGUUGGUAUACAGGAACACUACAGGAUGGUACUGUUUUUGAUACUAAUAUUCAAACAAGUUCAAAGAAGAAGAAAAACGCCAAGCCUUUAAGUUUUAAGGUUGGAGUUGGUAAAGUUAUCAGAGGAUGGGAUGAAGCCCUCUUGACUAUGAGUAAGGGAGAAAAGGCUCGCCUAGAGAUUGAACCAGAAUGGGCUUAUGGAAAAAAAGGACAACCUGAUGCCAAAAUUCCACCAAAUGCAAAACUAAUUUUUGAAGUGGAAUUAGUGGAUAUUGAUUGA